GGGCCUGGGGCCUCGGCGUCCCCAGUGUCGCUUGCCCUUUCCUUUGCCUUGAUGUCUGUUUCUCUUUUGCAGAAUUAAAACUAGGAAUUUCCCAAGACUUGACUUCUUCCCCCAAAUUGGACAGAUACAAAAUAGCAAGACAAUUAACAGAAAAGGCGAUCCAGGAGAAGAAGAUUUUCUCCAUCUAUGGGCACUACCCAGUGAUCCGGGCAGCUCUGCGAAGAAAGGGCUGGGUGGAGAAGAAGUCCCACUUCCUGCCCGGGCUCCCCGCGGGUGUCCAGGACGGGAGCCCAGCAGUGACUGAACACAAAUGUGCUGAAGGCAGAGAAACCCAGGAGGUGGCUUUGGAGAGAAUGUACAACAUCCAUGACAUGAGGUCCAGAUUGGUAAAAAAUGAAAUGCCAUACUUCCUCUGGACUUUCAAAAAGAGUGUCAUCAACUAUCGCAGCCUGAGCUGUGACCAGAUGCUGAACCACUUCGGGAAGACAUCCUCCUUCACCACCAAGAUGGGGCUGUGCGUGAACAUGCGGAGCCUGCCGAGGUACGUCCAGGCCAACCCUGACUCCUUCUUCCCUCGCUGUUACGGCCUCUACACUGAGAGCGAGAAGCAGGCAUUCCUGGACGACUUCCGGCGCACGAUGGCCUCCAGCAUCCUCAAGUGGGUGGUCAGCCAGCAGAGCCGCAGCAGGAACAGACCCAAGGGCAGGAGGGCGCAGACCAGUGACAGGGAAGCCAACAGCACGAAAGUUCCUGAGAUUGCUGAAUCGAAGCUCACAGGCCUCUCGGGGCAGCUCGUGGACAUGGCAUGCAAGGUGUGCCAAGCCUACCUGGAACAGCUGGAGCACAAGGACAUCGACAUCUCCAAGGACACUGCCAACGAUCUCACAGAGGACGAGUGGAAGGACCUGACCCAGCAAUACUACACCCUCAUCCACGGCAACGCUUUCAUCCCCAGUCCAAGGAAUCACUUUUUGCGGUGCCAGGCUCUACUAGACAAAGUCAUGUCUGUGAGCCCCCAGACGGAGAUCGACGGGCUCCGCAACAUUUGGAUCAUAAAGCCUGCAGCCAAGUCUCGUGGCCGAGACAUAGUGUGCAUGAACCGCAUGGAGGACAUCCUGGGGUUGGUGGCCGCAGACGACCUCCCCACCAAGGCCAAGUGGGUGGUGCAGAAGUACAUAGAGACACCACUGCUCAUCUACGACACCAAGUUUGACAUCAGGCAGUGGUUCCUGGUCACUGACUGGAACCCCCUGACCAUCUGGUUCUACAAGGAGAGCUACCUACGGUUCUCGACACAGCGCUUCUCCCUGGACAGCCUGGACAGUGCCGUCCAUCUGUGCAACAACUCCAUCCAGAAGCGCCUCAAGAAUGACAAGGACCGCAGCCCCCUGCUCCCACGCCACAACAUGUGGACCAGCACCCGGUUCCAGGAGUACCUGCAGAAGCGGGGCCGCGGGGCCGUAUGGGGCGGCGUCAUCUACCCAUCCAUGAAGCGCUCCAUCGUCCAGGUCAUGCGCAUGGCCCAGGACCACGUGGAGCCGCGCAGGAACAGCUUCGAGCUGUACGGUGCCGACUUUGUUCUGGGGCGAGACUUCAAGCCCUGGCUGAUCGAGAUCAACUCCAGCCCCACCAUGCGCGCGUCCACGCCGGUCACAGCUAAGCUCUGUGCGCAGGUGCAAGUGGACACCAUCAAGGUGGUGGUGGACCGCAGGACAGACCGCAGCUGUGACAUCGGCAACUUCGAGCUGCUGUGGAGACAGCCUGCCGUGGAGCUGUCCCCGGUCCACAGGGCCAACCUCCGCGUGGAAGGUGUCGGCGUGAAGAAAGCCAAGAAGCAAAUGCCUCCCACUUCCAAAGUUAAUUUUUCAUCUUCCAUCUCGGACACUCAGCCACCAGAAGUGAGGCGCUCCUUGGCCAUGCCAGACCUGGCGCCAGGACCCCCACAGCCGGCCCUCCAGCAGGACCUGAAGGAUGAGGGGUCCCUCUCCCCUGCCUGUGCCCUCAGCGAGCUCGGCUGAGGGGCUGUGACGUCAGGUCUGUCCAUACCGAGUCUGCCGGGAAGAUAAGAGUUCCCCACUUAUAAUUAUCGACAUGUAGACAAUAAGGCCCCCAAAACUGGUCUCAUCAAAGCCGAGCCUGACAAACUCUUGGGUCCAAGCUUGUUAGAUGCCCACUGCCGACGGCGCUCCCACGCGUGAAGACGGGGGGCCGCUGUGCUUCAGCGGCCGGGCCAUCAGGAAUGGAGCGGAUGGGUCAUGAAUGCAGCUCUGGCAGUGACACUCCCAAGGGAUCUCCCAAAGCGACCGUGGCAGCUCGCAUCCCACUACGAAUCAUGAGCGGUCCAGUCGCUCCGCCCUGUGGGCAGCACUAGGUG
Manis javanica (Malayan pangolin) is the source of this 2374-nucleotide messenger RNA. The record is from RefSeq and is a predicted model, not a curated record. Lineage: Eukaryota; Metazoa; Chordata; Mammalia; Pholidota; Manidae.